AUGUCGGACCCCCAGCUCAUUGACGACACGAACCCGAUCGUGCAGUACCAGGGCGGUUGGGAUUGGCAGCAAGGCGUGGAUGCCGUCGACAACACUAGACACGCGGUGUCUGCAGAUGGCCUCAUUGCCUCGCUGAGCUUCUCAGGCACGGGCAUUCAGGUCGUCGGCCAGCUCGAGCCUUCCUCGAACUGGGGCACGCCGUUGACUUCGUACACGAUCGAUAACCAGCUUGUGGGCCAGUACCAGGCGGGAUCGACGUCGAGCACGCAACAAAACGUCACGUUCUUUUCCAAACUCGACCUUGCGUACGGUAACCACGAGAUCGUAAUAAAGCACAUCGGAACGACAGGGACGUACUUCCUCGACUUCUUCCUCGUGUACAAGUCCCAGUCCUCGAACGUCGCCACGACCAAGCCUGCCAAAAAUCCCACCACCACCACCACCUCCACCACCUCCACUACGCAGCGGCAGCAGCAGCAACAGCAAACUACCUCAACGAACGUACCACCCACCACUGUCACUACCAGUUCACAGACUACCUCGACCACGACCACGACUUCCUCCUCCGUCGGAGACUUGCUCAAAGCCACCAACGGGUCCUCGAGCACCACCACCUCCGGAAUAUCGUCAGUGAUCUCGCCUUCUACUUCCAGGACCUCCUCAGCGAACAUGACCGCAACCAGAACCUCUUCAACCCCCCUCGGCUCUACCGCCACCCGCCUCGGCCAGACCGCCAUCAGCGACGGUUCAUCUGGCAUCGUCCCCACGAACACCGCAAGCCCCGACGGUUCCGUGACGGGUAACAAUGCGAGCGGCGCCGGCAACAAUCCCUCGUCCUCCGCGAGCCACAACAGCAACCUGGGUGCAAUCGUGGGCGGCACGAUCGGCGGCAUUGCCCUGCUCGCGUUCUUGCUCAUCGCGUUCGUCCUCUGGCGCAAGCGCCGCUCUCAUGAAGGUACGAUCACCCUCGCUCUGAUGGACCCCUUGCUCGCGGCUGACGUGUCUCUCGCGGGAUUCGCGCCUCUCCGCCGGCCGGUCGCAGACGUCCACCCGUUUACGCAGAUGGACGACGGUCUGAACCGGACCGAGUCCGCGCCCUAUGGCGCGCCCUCGCCCAAAGCGUUCGGCGGCGCCGACUUUUCGCACAUGCAGCUCGCCGCCGCCGCGCGCCCCGCAAGCAUGCAGUUCGUCAUCCCCUCUUCGCGCGCCGCCUACGCCAGCGACAACCUCUCGCGGGGGACGACCGCCGCGCACACGCCCGCGGCGUUCCCGUACGACGCCAAGGCCGCGCGCGCGCUCUACGGCGCGGAGUCGCAGCGGCUCGGGCCCCCCUCCUCCUCGUCCUCGAGCCACCUGCUGAGCCCGGUGACGGAGUACAGCGCGCCCUCGGCCGCGCACGACGCCGUCUUCUCGCCCACGGACACGUACGCGCGCUCGGACUUCGGCGGCGGCGCCGGGAGCGCGCCCUCGGUCUACGGCGGCGUGGAGACCGCGACGAGCCCGGAGACGGCGGGCGAGGCCGCGCGCGCGCCGUGGUACGCGCCGGCGACGCAGCAGACCCAGGCGGCCUCGCUCCUCCACGCGAUAUCCCAACGGAGCGCGGGGAGCCCGGCCGAGGACGGGGGCUCCGCGGGCGGGAGCGGCGGGCGCGCGAGGCGGGAGCCCCGCCGCGCGCCGACGCAGGCGCAGGACGUGGACUCGGGCCUGCGGAUGUACAACGAGCCGACGCUGCCGCCGCCGUAUACCCCGGACUAG
This is a messenger RNA of Epithele typhae, 1755 nucleotides long. RefSeq lists its product as uncharacterized. Bases 1 to 1755 code for a protein of 584 amino acids. Lineage: Eukaryota; Fungi; Basidiomycota; Agaricomycetes; Polyporales; Epitheliaceae. The transcript is spliced from 2 exons. The record is from RefSeq and is a predicted model, not a curated record.